AUGGAAAAUGGAAAUUUUGUUUCCAUCAAACAUGCUGUGAGCCGCCUGAACAAUCGUGCUUCGGACCGUAUUGGUGAAGUGGUUGGCAGAGUUGAGCCAAAUUUAUUGGACAGAAUAACAUUUGAAAGCGAAAAGCUCAAGGGGACGCAGAGUGAAACCUCAUCUAGACGAAAUAGCGAUGAUGGUGGAAGGGCAAGAAAGGAGGGGCUAAGACAAGAUGGUACCAGCUCAGAACCACCAACAGCUUAUAUCACAAAUACGAAUGCCUGGAAUGAUUUGGCCAGCUCCACGUCCACUACCAGAACUGAGUUAAGUGUUUCUGAUGCUGCCGAUGAACAGAUAUUGCGACGCCGUAGUCACGAUUUAACCCUCCCGGGGACUCCGCUGCACACCCGCAGUCAGUGGAAGUCUGCAGAUAGCCUAGUAUCGGAUUCGGCAUUUGGAACGUCACUAGCUAAUAUUAUUGAGAGUCCUGCUAAUAAGAUCACUCUCCGGGAAGACCUCCAUUCGAGAGGAAGUACAGAGGGGAAACCACGUCGUGGAUGGAGACUGGUCAGAAACGUGACUUCGGCGGCCAGCGCUUUCAUACCUAAACUGAGAGAUUCGGCUUUACCGGAGGCAGCGCCGCCAAAUCAUACGUCUACAUCAGAAAGCAAAGGUGCAGAUUAUCAGAGGGAUGAACCGCCACUGCCAAAUUAUCCAAAUGAAAAAGAGGAAAACGUGGGGGAAACUAGCCUUGAUGGCCUUGAUCCAGAUUCUCUAAUGUUUCGAGAUGGAAGAAGAAGAAUAGACAUGGUUUUAGCUUAUGAGGAGGAAGAUUUUGGGGUUAUGACUGAGGCUGAGGCAAGGAAACGAGAACAUAGGAGGACUUUCCAGGAAAACCUCAUCAAAGAAGGCCUGGAAUUAGAACUGGAGAACAAAUGCUUGUCUUUCGAUGGCAAAACUUGGUUCCUAAAGAUCCACAUUCCUUGGAAAACAGAGAUGAGACUCGCUGAAGUUAUUGGCAUGAAACUACCCACAAAACGAUUUAUUACAAUCUCUGUUAGGGCUUGGAGUGAAGAGAAGUUAGCAGAGAAUGACAAGAAGUUUUAUUCAAAAUGGCGUCGAAAAUGGAAGCAGUUAUAUGAAUACGAACACAGCAGAAUCGAGUCUGACCCCUCUUUCUUCACAGCCACAGAACGACCAGGCGUAAGAAGAGAAGAACAGUUCCUAGUAAAGGACAGACACACACAGUUCUCACCAGCUCAAAGGAGUUUGCUGGUGAUGCAGAUAUUGCUUAGAGCUCGGUAUGAUAACAAUGAGACAAAGAUGGGUAUAAGACGGUUGCUUAACGAUGGAACAUAUUUAGCCUGUUUCCCAUUACAUGAAGGGAGGUACAACGCGGAUAAUCUCGAUAAAACACAGACUGACAGACGGCUCCUUUACUUGGAAUGGGCAAGACCCUGCAAGUGGUACAAGAAACAACCCUUGUGGUUGGUUCGGAGGUAUUUUGGUGAAAAGAUAGCGUUAUAUUUUUGCUGGCUGGGCUUCUACACGAAGAUGCUGUACGCGCCAGCCAUAGUUGGUACAUUGUGCUUCCUGUACGGACUGGCUAGCAUGGAUUCCGGAGACAAUAUACCUAGUAAAGAAAUAUGUGACACCAAAGGACCAGGCAACACGACCCUAUGCCCGCUUUGCGAUAAAGCUUGCCAGUAUCAGAAUCUAUCAGAUUCUUGCCUUUUCGCCAAACUAAGUUACCUCUUCGACAACCCAGCCACCGUCUUCUUUGCUAUAUUCAUGUCGUUUUGGGCGACAACAUUCCUCGAAUUAUGGAAAAGGAAGCAGUCAGUUUUGCGAUGGGAAUGGGAUUUGGGUGGCGUCGACCAGGAUGAAGAUAUCCGACCCGAGUUUGAAACAUCAGUGAAGACAUUCCGCACAAACCCAGUGACGAGGGAAAAGGAGCCAUUUCUGCCACCUUGGCAGAAGACGAUGAGAUAUGUCGCCACAAGCUCUGCUGUAUUGUUUAUGAUAACAGUCGUCAUGGGCGCAGUUCUGGGCACAAUAAUUUACAGGAUAUCAAUGGUAUCCGUGAUCUAUGGCGGUAGCGGCUUCUUCCUCAAGAAGCACGCGAAAAUCUUCACCGCGAUGACUGCUGCGUUGAUCAACUUGUUCAUCAUCAUGAUUCUCACGAGGAUAUAUGCCAAAAUAGCCGUCUACCUAACGAACAUAGAAAACCCGCGGACACAAACGGAGUACGAGGAUUCUUAUACCUUCAAGAUUUUCUUCUUUGAAUUCAUCAAUUUCUAUUCGUCCCUUAUCUACAUCGCGUUCUUCAAGGGUCGGUUUUACGACUACCCCGGAGACGACCAAGCGAGAAAGUCAGAGUUCUUCAAGCUGAAAGGGGACAUUUGUGAUCCAGCCGGGUGUCUGUCGGAACUGUGCAUACAGUUGGCCAUCAUCAUGAUCGGAAAGCAGUGCUUCAAUAACUUCGUCGAAUUGGGAUACCCAAAGCUUCACAACUGGUGGCGUCAAAGGUCUCACAGAGCAGUGACGAGGGACCCCAGCAAACCUCACAUGGCUUGGGAGCAAGACUACCACCUCCAGGACCCUGGGAGAUUGGCGCUUUUCGACGAGUAUUUAGAAAUGAUUCUUCAGUACGGAUUUGUAACUUUAUUCGUCGCGGCGUUUCCCCUGGCGCCACUGUUCGCCCUUCUCAACAACAUUGCCGAAAUUAGGCUGGAUGCGUACAAAAUGGUCACCCAGGCGAGGCGACCUCUAGCGGAGAGGGUGGAAGACAUUGGCGCUUGGUACGGAAUAUUGAGGGGAAUAACUUACGCGGCUGUUGUUUCUAAUGCGUUCGUCAUAGCGUACACGAGCGAUUUUAUACCGCGCAUGGUCUAUAAAUAUGUAUAUUCUCCUGACCAUACACUCUCUGGUUAUAUCGACCAUUCGCUAUCAUUAUUCAAUACAUCAGACUACCGUGAAGAUUGGGGGGCAGACGAGAACGAGGUGGACCCACCAACGUGUGCGUACAGGGGGUACAGAAACCCACCGGAUCACUCGGACCCUUAUGGCUUGUCACCACAUUACUGGCACGUCUUCGCUGCUAGACUUGCAUUCGUUGUUGUCUUCGAGCACGUGGUGUUCGGUCUGACAGGGCUGAUGCAACUCUUCAUACCAGAUGUGCCAACGGAACUAAAGACGCAGAUACAACGCGAAGCCCUAUUAGCCAAGGAGGCGAAGUACGAGCAUGGACGACGGCGCCUCAGUACCGAAUACCGGCAGCUGAUUAGCCAGAAAAGUGACAACAAUCCUGAACGCCAAGGCCCAUGGAUGAGGCGAACAUCCCGCGCUUCGGAUGGACUUGACGCGCACGUCGCAGUCGCGCAGCGGCCAUCUUCGCCACAGAUAACAGAUUGA
Molecule: messenger RNA, 3399 nt
Organism: Leptosia nina
Lineage: Eukaryota; Metazoa; Arthropoda; Insecta; Lepidoptera; Pieridae
Source: the annotation of a GenBank genome assembly